Peromyscus californicus insignis is the source of this 3200-nucleotide messenger RNA. It is a transcript of the gene Mylip, whose product is annotated as myosin regulatory light chain interacting protein. Lineage: Eukaryota; Metazoa; Chordata; Mammalia; Rodentia; Cricetidae. Bases 227 to 1564 code for a protein of 445 amino acids. The record is from RefSeq and is a predicted model, not a curated record. Gene Ontology annotation, molecular function: ubiquitin-protein transferase activity; cytoskeletal protein binding. Gene Ontology annotation, biological process: ubiquitin-dependent protein catabolic process. The transcript is spliced from 7 exons. Gene Ontology annotation, cellular component: cytoskeleton.
CAGUCGGGCUGUCCGAGCGGCGCGGCCGUGGAGCACCCAGGAGCCGGCUGUCGCGGGGGUGGCGGGGACGCGAGCGGCGGGCUGCGUGGGGUGCAGGGCAGGCGGCCGCACCGCUUCACCUUCCUCACGGAGCCCGGAGCGGACUUAGAGCGAUUACAGUGAGGCGACAGCCCCGGCGUACACCCGAGAAGAAGCGGCCGUGGCGGCGGUGGCGGCGGCCCCAGCCAUGCUGUGCUAUGUGACGAGGCCGGACGCAGUGCUGAUGGAGGUGGAGGUGGAGGCAAAAGCCAACGGCGAGGACUGUCUCAACCAGGUGUGUCGGCGAUUGGGGAUCAUAGAAGUUGAUUAUUUUGGACUGCAGUUCACCGGCAGCAAAGGUGAAAGCUUAUGGCUGAAUCUGAGAAACCGGAUCUCCCAGCAGAUGGACGGCCUGGCACCUUACCGGCUCAAACUGAGAGUCAAGUUCUUUGUGGAGCCCCAUCUCAUCUUACAGGAGCAGACAAGGCAUAUCUUUUUCUUGCACAUUAAGGAAUCCCUCUUGGCAGGCCACCUCCAGUGCUCCCCAGAGCAGGCGGUGGAGCUUAGCGCCCUCCUGGCCCAGACCAAAUUCGGAGACUACAACCAGAACACAGCCAAGUACAACUAUGAGGACCUGUGUGAGAAGGAACUCUCCAGCGCGACCCUGAACAGCAUUGUUUCGAAGCAUAAGGAGCUGGAGGGCAUCAGCCAGGCUUCUGCAGAGUACCAGGUUCUGCAGGUCGUGUCAGCCAUGGAGAAUUACGGCGUAGAGUGGCAUGCUGUGAGAGACAGCGAAGGACAGAAACUCCUCAUUGGGGUGGGACCGGAAGGCAUCUCCAUUUGUAAAGAUGACUUUAGUCCGAUGAACAGGAUAGCUUAUCCUGUGGUGCAGAUGGCCACCCAGUCAGGAAAGAAUGUCUACUUGACCGUCACCAAGGAGUCUGGGAACAGCAUCGUGCUCCUGUUUAAAAUGAUCAGCACCAGGGCAGCCAGUGGGCUCUACCGAGCCAUCACCGAAACGCACGCGUUCUACAGGUGUGAUACCGUCACCAGUGCCGUCAUGAUGCAGUACAGUCGUGACUUGAAGGGCCACUUGGCAUCUCUCUUUCUCAAUGAGAACAUUAACCUUGGCAAGAAGUAUGUCUUUGAUAUCAAAAGAACAUCCAAGGAGGUAUACGACCACGCCAGGAGGGCUCUGUACAAUGCCGGUGUUGUGGACCUUGUCUCACGAAGUGACCAGAGCCCCCCCAGCUCGCCUCUGAAGUCCUCCGACAGCAGCAUGAGCUGCAGCAGCUGUGAGGGCCUCAGCUGCCAGCAGACCAGAGUGCUCCAGGAGAAGCUGCGCAGGCUGAAGGAGGCCAUGCUGUGCAUGGCGUGCUGCGAGGAGGAGAUCAACUCCACCUUCUGCCCCUGUGGCCACACUGUGUGCUGCGAGAGCUGUGCAGCCCAGCUGCAGUCAUGUCCAGUCUGCAGAUCACGUGUGGAGCAUGUCCAGCAUGUCUACCUGCCAACCCAUACCAGUCUCCUCAAUCUAACAGUCAUCUAAUGAGUCCUGCGCUUACUGGACAGGCCAGGUCCCCAUGAGUCAAUCUGUCAUCUAAUGAGUCCUGCGCUUACUGGACAGGCCAUGUCCCCACGAGCCAAUCUGCCAUCUAAUGAGUCCUGCACCUACUGGACAGGCCAUGUCCCCACGAGUCAAUCUGCCAUCUAAUGAGUCCUGCACCUACUGGACAGGCCAGGUCCCCAUGAGCUGCAGUAUUGUAAACUGUAAGAAUAAAAACCUUGUGAGGAACUAUCUCACUCUCGACACCCAUCUGCCAUGAGACAUUUUCAGACACAAAGAAGAAAAGAGAAGCAAGAGUGCAGCCAUUCCUCUCCCGUGAGUAGAAGCAACAGCCCCAGUGGCAACCAGGAAGAGCUCUGGGACAGACACAUUCCUUCUUGGACUUUGGGUUUUUUUAAUGAUCAAGUAAAGGAGUAGAUAAAAUAGUCUUUGUCAGUUAAGUGGUACCAUAGCCCAACAGUGGGUACCUUUUAGGAAAUGAUGUCAUACGUCUCCUUAACUUCUCCCAAGGCAGCAGAUUUUAUAAGAGUUUUAAAAUUUCCUUGGUUCUUUUUCUAUGGUCAUGGAGCGCUGAACAUUUUUAAUAGGAAUUUUUUCCUUAAAGAAAUAGUCCUUGUUAUAAUGUCAUUUCUGUCUUUAUAACUCAUUCAAGAAUGACUGGAAAGCUAGCAGAUUGAAAAGCAGUCCUGUGACUUCUCAAGGGUUAACAUGUUGUCAGACUGAAACCAGUGUGUCUGAGAGGAAACAGGUAACUCAACGUGGGUGACUUCUUAACCCUUCUUUUCCCACACCCUGCACCCCAUGCCUUUCGGUGAUAAAAUGUUACCAGUUUGGUUAAAUGACUUCCAUGGCAUAGUCAAACACUCCCUGGGCUUUUGAGCUGUUGGAACAUUUGGAGAUUGGAAAGGAAAGUUCACAGACAGACAGACAGACAGGGCAAGAGUGCCAGAGAGGCUCCUGGUGUGCUCAGGUGGUUCUUCACAUCCCCUAAGCACUCACUCCAGCUGCACCCAUGGGUGUCGCCUUGCCUGAAGAUCAAACCUUCUACAGCCUUAUCAUAGGUCUCUAGAUAGUGUCUCCUUUGUGUGUGCGUUUGAUUUCGCUUUGUUCAUGAUGUUUUCUUGUCAAUGCUUCCGUAGUCAUUGCGUUGCCCCUGCCCUGCAUCUUUCAGAGGUGGGGUUAGUUUGUUCUGUUCCCAUAGUCUUAAUCAUAUUUCCACCCCCACUUGGGCAUUUUGGAAGCUAGUGAGCUAGGGGGUUUUCUAGGGUGUCAGGAAACCUAGCUGACCUCAUCGGGUGCAAUACUAGCUAAGUGAAAGCUAGAAACCUACACUGUCACUUUACUGAGAUUUCCGAGUCUACGUUUCAUAUUGCCUUAAUGUAGCAGUAAUGUGUUUAUGCAUUUGUUUCUUUGCACAGACAUUUUGUCAGAUAUUAAAACUCUACUUUUUUAUGGCACAUAUUAGCAUAUAAGCCUUUAUUCCAAGAGGUAUUUAUUUUUUCACUUGUAAAAAAAAAUAAUGUUUCCACAUUAAAAAAAAAAAAAACCAACUCUGUUAUAUCCUAGAGGACUUCUGUCUUUUAUAUUCAGGAUAAUAAAGACUUUAAAGCGAACCGGG